Messenger RNA from Penicillium brasilianum, 729 nucleotides. The record is from the annotation of a GenBank genome assembly. NCBI's taxonomy places the organism in Eukaryota, Fungi, Ascomycota, Eurotiomycetes, Eurotiales, Aspergillaceae.
AUGGCCAACCCUAUCAACACCUACGGCUUCACAGCCCCUAUUUACCCCCAUCCGCCGCACCAAUUCCCAUCCUCGUCUCCGACACUCCAAUCCCCAAUACCCCCACUCGGAACUCGCAUCAACGCCUACGCCAAGGCCCACCUGCCAACGCCAACGUACAAUCACUCCCUGCGCGUGUACCACUUCGGACUGGCGAUUAAACGGCACCGCUUCCCUUUCCCGGAUUGGGACUUUUCGGACGAGACCUACUUCUUGGCUUGUGCGUUGCAUGAUAUCGGGACUACGGAUGAGAACAUCCAGUCUACGCGCUUGAGCUUUGAGUUUUCGGGCGGGUAUCUGGCGCUGGAUGUAUUGCAGAACAAGUCCGGCCAGAAUCAGACAUCCACCGACGGGGCAACGGCCGUUGCACCGCGCGAUCAAGCGGAGAGCGUUGCGGAGGCGAUCAUCCGGCAUCAGGAUCUGUGUACCGUUGGCAAAAUUACCGCGGUAGGACAGCUGUUGCAGCUGGCGACGAUCUUUGACAACACCGGUGCAUAUGCCGAUUUGGUCCACCCGGACACUAUCAAGGACGUUUCAGCGCAUUUCCCACGGCUCCAUUGGAGCGAUUGCUUUGCGGCGACAAUUCAUCGGGAGAACGGGCUGAAACCUUGGGCUCAUACUACGGCUUUGGGAGAGGAGGAGUUCCCUGCCAAGGUUUUGGGGAACACGUUGAUGCAGCCGUAUGAAUAA